ACAUGUCACCAAUAAUUUCAUCCCUCAAAUCUUCUCCCAUUCCCCACACUCAUCAAAUCUUCUCCCAACUCCAAAAAUCUCCAUUUUUACAUCCCCAAUCCAUGGCUUCCAUGGCUACAUUCACAAACUUCUUACCCAAACAAACACCAUACCUCCCUCCCAUCUCCAAACCAACCCCUCUCAACUUCAACCACCUCCCAACACCAAAGGAAAACCACCUCAUCCAAAAACUCUACACCACCACUACCCGCCGCGCCAACGUCGUCGCCAAAUCUUCCGCUGCCGCUGCGGGUGUGGAGAAGGUGAGCCGCGACGAGAGGGUCCAGAAGGUCCACAACAUCGCGGAAUUCGACGAGGCUUUGAAGAAGGCCAAGAAUCGCCUCGUGGUGGUGGAGUAUGCCGCCAGCGACGUCGAGAACAGUGCCCAGAUCUACCCCUUCAUGGUGGAGCUCAGCCGAAGCUGCAGCGACGUCGACUUCCUCCUCGUCAUGGGCGACGAGUCUGAGGCCACGCGCGCCCUCUGCGCGCGCGAGAAGAUCGACCAGGUGCCGCACUUCACCUUCUACAAGAGCAUGGAGAAGAUCCACGAGGAGGAGGCGAUCGGUCCCGAGCAACUCGAAGGCGACGUCCUGUACUACGGGGACAGCCACUCGGCGGUGGUGCAGCUCCACUCGAGGGAGGACGUGGAGAAGCUGAUCGAGGAGCACAAGAGCGACGGGCAGCUGAUCGUGCUGGACGUGGGGCUGAAGCACUGCGGGCCGUGCGUGAAGGUGUACCCGACGGUGAUCAAGCUGUCGCGGUCGAUGAAGGGAUCGGUGGUGUUUGCGCGGAUGAACGGCGACGAGAACGACAGCUGCAUGCAGUUCUUGAGCGAGAUGGAGGUGGUGGAGGUGCCCACCUUCUUGUUUAUCAGAGAUGGGGUCAUUGCGGGUCGGUAUGUCGGGUCGGGUAAAGGGGAGCUUAUUGGGGAGGUUCUUAGAUACCAGGGAGUGAGGGUCACCUAUUGAUUGAUUCAAUCUUUGGAUGCAUACUCAAUUCAAAUAUUUUAUAGAUGUGGUCAGAUGAUUAUUGUAUAUCUGGUUUUGAUUGAAUAUUGAAUAAAUCAUAGUUUAUAAUUCUGAUUAUAAA
Messenger RNA from Salvia splendens (bonfire salvia), 1128 nucleotides. Its product is annotated as thioredoxin-like protein CDSP32, chloroplastic. The transcript is spliced from 2 exons. Bases 3 to 1007 code for a protein of 334 amino acids. The record is from RefSeq and is a predicted model, not a curated record. Gene Ontology annotation, molecular function: oxidoreductase activity, acting on a sulfur group of donors, disulfide as acceptor. Lineage: Eukaryota; Viridiplantae; Streptophyta; Magnoliopsida; Lamiales; Lamiaceae.